Messenger RNA from Paramecium octaurelia, 1302 nucleotides. The record is from the annotation of a GenBank genome assembly. NCBI's taxonomy places the organism in Eukaryota, Ciliophora, Oligohymenophorea, Peniculida, Parameciidae.
AUGCAAACUUGUUCAAAACACAAAGAUUAAUAAAUUGAUUUGAUUUGCUUAGAAUCAGCAUGCAAAUCCCAUGUCGCUUGUGUAUAAUGUGUGAUUGAGGAUCAUUCUGAGCAUCCAGAACAAUGUCUCUUUAUAGAUGACAUUUUAAAUGUAAUCAAUAUAAUACAAGGUAUAGAAUAACAUCAAAUUGGAAAACUCUAAAGUAAUUGAUUUUGUAACCAAACUCAGAAGUGAAUAAGAUUUGGUGAGUGUUGUAGAUAGAGAAUUCGUUUCCAUUUAAAAUGAAAUAUUGUUGAAAUUUGACGGCUUUUCGUAUUCAUAAUAUCAAAUUAUUUAGAGAAGACUUGCAAGUAUAUUAUAAUCAGUUGACCCCAAGGGAAAUCCAAUAAAAAGAGAUAGAAUUUUUUGAUCUGCUUAAGAAUGUUACUAGUUGUUAAGAAAUUGUGAAAUUAUAUUAAUCCUAUUAAAGUGGGAACAUUAGCAAAGCAAAUUUCAAUCAAGAAUUAAAUGCCAUAAUAAAUAAACCUGAGAUUGAAUAGAACAAGUAGCAGAUAUUUACAAUCUAUAAAUGCUUGUUGCAACAAAGCUUGAAAUUGCAGAAGAAAGACUUAAUUGUAUUUUGAUAUUUUGCUAUAUCCUAGUAAAUAUAAAAUGACAUAUUGGAAACACUCCAAGAGAUACCUAAAUUGUUAUCCUUAGAGAAAUCAAUCCAAUUCUAUAGUCUGUAGGGAAAUAAAAGUACUAUUGAAAAUGGAAACAUCAUUACAAUAACAUCAUAAGAUUAGUAGGUAGUAAUUGUAUCGUAAAAUACAUUCUCCUAUCCCAAUAAAUAUUAAUUCACCAUUUAAGUUGAACAAUAUGAUACUAGUUAAAAUUAAUAAUUGCAAGUUGGAUUUGCUCAUCAUUCUAAAUUAAUGAAUUACAACUAUUUCUAUAGAUAGAAUAGUAGUGCCUAUUUUGGAUUGAGUAACACAGGUAGAAUCAAUUUCUCUGUUUAGAAACCAGAGGGCAAGAUCAUAGGAGAGUCUGUGAGAUUGUAAAUAUUCAUAUCAUAAUAGAGCUUUAAAAGAGAAAAGACCUGCUCAUAUUACAAUAUCAUUAGAUAUACAGAAUAAAUAAUGUUUAUUACAAUAUGAAGACAUCAAGAUUGAAUACAGUAAAAAGAAGUGCUCAAAGUUGGGAUUUGGUGGUGAGACAGGUGCUGAAUAGUUCUUUUAGAAGAAUAAGAAAUUUGUAAUGUUUUUUAUAGGAAAUUUGGCAGAUAUGAAAUGCAAGGUGGUUUGAAUAUAAAAUAAUAAAUAU